AUGGCUUCUACGACAAAUGGAAAUACUCCGACGCUACCGGAAGAGGUGAGCAAGCCACCUGAGGGCGUGGUUUUGCCCCCGAAGGAUAUUCGAGCUAUUGUGGAAAAGACUGCAGGAUACGUGGCUCGGAAUGGGCUUGUUUUCGAAGAUCGCGUCCGCGAAAAGGAACGAAAUAACCCCAAGUUCUCCUUCCUGACCCCGAGUGAUGCAUACGCACCGUUUUACCAGUGGCGCCUUGUGGAGAUUAAGGAGGGCAGGGGAACAGCUGUCGCGGCAGGGCGACCAGGGGAGGCUGCGGCGGCACCUGAACCGGAAGAGCCCAAGGGACCAGCAGAGCCUCCGGGUUUCCAUUUCUCUGCUCGGAUGCCUAUCAUCAACGCGCAAGAUCUAGAAGUCGUCAAACUUACCGCCCUUUACGUCGCCAAGAGAGGAAAAUCUUUCAUGACCGCGCUGUCGCAACGCGAAGCCAGAAAUUUCCAGUUUGAUUUCCUGCGGCCGCAACACAGUCUCUAUCAGUUCUUCACCCGAUUAGUCGACCAAUAUACGACCCUACUACGGCAAGAAGGAAUCGAUGAGGCCACAUCGGAGCAGAGGAGACUGGCGGAACUGGAGUACAAUGUUAAGAACAAGUUUCACAUCUUGGACCGGGCUAAGCAACGAGCGGAAUGGGUGAAAUACCAGGAGCAGCAGAAACAGAAGAGGGAAGAGGAGGAAGAACAAGAGCGCAUUACCUAUGCGCAAAUCGAUUGGCAUGACUUUGUGGUUGUGGAAACCGUGCUUUUCACCGAGGCCGAUGACCAGGCGGAGCUCCCUCCACCAACAUCGCUGAACGACCUUCAAUCUGCCUCUCUGGAACAGAAGGCGAUGAUAUCUCUCAAUCCCAUGCGGAUCGAAGAGGCCAUGCCUACGGACCUAGAGGAACCGACAUACUACAACGCCUACCCAGUACAGCCCGAACCAGUGCCGAUCGUACAACCGGCCGGGCCGGUAUUCCCUCAACAACCAGUUCAACCCAUGCCAGUGCCGGUUGCCGCUGCCCAGGAAGAGGAACAACGAGCUGCAUUCCAGGCGCAGCAGGCUGCCGCGCCACCAACUGGUCCCAGGAAUGCCCAGCAACCGAUGCGCAUCCGGUCGGACUACGUGCCCCGUGCCCAAGCCCGACGACUCAACAAUGCCGGCCCAACCGCGCUGUGUCCCAACUGUCACCAGCAGAUUCCAGUGGCGGAGCUGGAUCAACACAUGCGUAUCGAACUGCUCGACCCGCGCUGGAAAGAACAGCGUGCCAAGGCCGACUCCCGCAGCGCGACGACCAACCUGUCGACAACAGAUGUCUACAACAACCUCAAGCGUCUUGCAAGCCAGCGUGGCGACGUCUUCGACUCGUCUGUCCUCCCUGGCGCUGCGGACCCCGAAGAAGAAGCCAGGAGAAAGCGUAUGGCCACUGGAGCGCCACCAGCGCCUGGUGCUGAAGGUUUCACGGGAAUGGCACCUAUGCAACCGAUGGUUGGGCCAUCUGGAGCACCACCGCAUCCACAGAAUAUGAACCUUGAGGAUCAGAUCAGACAUCUUCAUGAGCGAUACAGGCAAUGA
Messenger RNA from Aspergillus glaucus CBS 516.65, 1590 nucleotides. Its product is annotated as putative pre-mRNA splicing factor. Gene Ontology annotation, cellular component: catalytic step 2 spliceosome; U2 snRNP; U2-type prespliceosome. Gene Ontology annotation, biological process: regulation of alternative mRNA splicing, via spliceosome; mRNA cis splicing, via spliceosome. Gene Ontology annotation, molecular function: RNA binding. The transcript has 3 exons. The coding region runs from base 1 to 1590 and encodes 529 amino acids. NCBI's taxonomy places the organism in Eukaryota, Fungi, Ascomycota, Eurotiomycetes, Eurotiales, Aspergillaceae. The record is from RefSeq and is a predicted model, not a curated record.